Molecule: messenger RNA, 1155 nt
Organism: Penicillium odoratum
Lineage: Eukaryota; Fungi; Ascomycota; Eurotiomycetes; Eurotiales; Aspergillaceae
Exons: 2
Coding region: 1-1155 (384 amino acids)
Source: RefSeq, a predicted model, not a curated record
AUGCGAUCCUCUACCAUGAUUCCCGCCCUCUCCAGCCUAUUCCUCCUAUUGAACAUCCCAAACGUGAUUGCAACCCCUCUAGCAACAUCCUUGCCACUGGAGGCUUUGCAAUAUUUGGAGGGAAAUGCGCUUGAAAAGCGAUGCGCAAACCCCUGUGGCUCUGACAAUUGGUUGUGCUGUGGUGCUAGCGAAACUUGCUAUACAAACAGUGCCGAUCAAGCAGCAUGCAGUACAGCGGGCAGCGAAUGGGAAUACUUCACUACAACCUAUGUAGUCACCGAAGUUGAGGCCUCCACCAUCACCUCAGUCUGGAGCUCACAAGUUACGACUACUGCGGCAACGACAACCACCGCAACAUGCAAGGCAGACCUGGGCGAGGCGACAUGCGGAACCACAUGCUGCGAUGCGGCCGAAGAGUGUGUGGACGGUGUAUGUGUCGCUGAAAGUUCGUCUGCAGCAGUUACAGGUGACGCUACGCCUGCAGCACGAGGUACGAGCAGUGGCUGGUCUACUGCGACAGCGACAGCAGCUGCUACCACGACGGAGGCGUUCAUUGCACCUGUCAGCACAGAUGGAUCUGAUCUAAUCGGAGUCAAAGCAACCAGCAGUGGUGGACUGAGCGGUGGAGCAAUUGCAGGCAUUGUAAUUGGAACGAUUGCCGGUGUGGCUUUGCUGCUUUUGCUUUGUGCCUGCUGCUGCUUUAAGGAAGCUCUCGACGGCCUAUUCGCUGCGCUGGGUAUGGGCAAACGUCGCAAGAAGCAGGAAACCAUCAUCGACGAACGCUACUCGCAUCAUUCGCAUGGUAGUCGCCCACGUCCUCAGGGGGGCCGAACGUGGUUCGGAACUAAGCCUGGUGCUACGAGUGAAGUCAGUGAGAAGAAGUCUUCCUGGAGUAGCUGGGGCACAGUUGCCGUUAUCCUUGGAGCUCUUGCUCUUUGCUUGGGACUGAAGCGGCACAAGGAUCGUGAUCAUGACGAUGACAGGACCGAGAACAGUUACCCGAGCUCGUACUAUUACUACUCGGAGUACACCCGAACGACAGCUCGGGAGGACGAACUCGAGACACACGGAGGUCUCGACGAUCACGCACACGAUCACGACGCUGAUGGAGUUGAGCAGUCCUUCGUCUCUGAUUAUUUGAUUUUAUUGACCUGA